AUUCGGUGUUUUGAGGUCUGGAAGACGGAGGCAACAUCGAAAAGUGUAAACCGGAGGAUUUCAUCUUUUUCGGUCUCCCUCGAGUUCUUCAUGCUUCUUCCUUACGGAUUCUGAAGAGUAACGGUAAUGAUAAGCCCCUGGCUGUUCUAGUUCAUUGAAAUUGUCUUCUUUCUAUCCUCAAAGAGGAGUUAGUUAAGGAGUGAAAAGCAGGAGGAAGGGAUGUUUUCUCUUAUUUAUGGACUGUGGAAGUACAUGGUCACUACGACUGAGUUUCAUGUUCUCAUUCUUGGUAUCGAUAAGGCCGGGAAGACGACAUUUUUGGAGAAACUGAAGUCGAUAUACUCAAUCUCAGAAGGUCUUCCUCCUGAUAGGAUUGUUCCUACUGUGGGGCUGAAUAUUGGCCGGAUCGAAGUCUCCAAUACUAAAGUUGUGUUUUGGGACCUGGGAGGUCAGCCUGGAUUGCGGUCAAUCUGGGAGAAGUAUUAUGAAGAAGCUCAUGCAUUGAUAUAUCUAAUUGAUGCUGCUUGCCCGUCCCGCUUUGAAGAUUCAAAAUCUGCUCUAGAGAAAGCCCUACGACAUGAGGAUUUGCAAGGAGCCCCUCUUUUGAUAUUGGUGAACAAGCAAGAUCUCCCUAAUGCUGUAUCUGCUGAGGAACUCGACCGUUACUUGGAUAUAAAGAAAUUGGAUGAAAGGGUUUGCAUGUUUGAAGCUGUUUCAGGGUUUGACGGGCGAGGAAUCAGAGAAAGCAUGGAGUGGCUGGUCGGGGUGAUGGAGAAAAGCAAAAGAAGCGAAAUAUUAAGGGCCCGUGCAGGAAUCAGGACGACGUCCUAGACUGGAAGAAAGCACACUCGGAAAGCUUGUGUAGAUAAUAAACCAUGGUUUUGGCUGUACCACAUGAGUAGAGUUCUAGCAAUCUUAUAACUUAAACCAUAGCAGGUGUCUUCUUUUAUUCUUUAAAAAGUUCAUGAUAGGAUUUAGAUUUGAGAUUCCAAUUUGAGAUUUUGAGGUAAUGAUUGGGUCUAGUCCCCACUGUACUGCAAAAGCUGAUGCCACAUCAAAGAUGAGGACAAUUAGUACAGUGAUAGUUUACA
Molecule: messenger RNA, 1091 nt
Organism: Tarenaya hassleriana
Lineage: Eukaryota; Viridiplantae; Streptophyta; Magnoliopsida; Brassicales; Cleomaceae
Product: ADP-ribosylation factor-related protein 1-like
Exons: 7
Coding region: 220-831 (203 amino acids)
Biological process (GO): intracellular protein transport; Golgi to plasma membrane protein transport; protein localization to organelle
Cellular component (GO): Golgi apparatus
Molecular function (GO): GTP binding; GTPase activity
Source: RefSeq, a predicted model, not a curated record